Amphiprion ocellaris (clown anemonefish) is the source of this 3856-nucleotide messenger RNA. It is a transcript of the gene pms1, whose product is annotated as PMS1 homolog 1, mismatch repair system component. NCBI's taxonomy places the organism in Eukaryota, Metazoa, Chordata, Actinopteri, Pomacentridae. Gene Ontology annotation, biological process: mismatch repair. Gene Ontology annotation, cellular component: MutLalpha complex. The coding region runs from base 177 to 2942 and encodes 921 amino acids. The record is from RefSeq and is a predicted model, not a curated record. The transcript has 13 exons. Gene Ontology annotation, molecular function: ATP-dependent DNA damage sensor activity; ATP hydrolysis activity; ATP binding.
GGGCAGAAUGCUGUCUCGUUUUCUGUCUGGCUCCGCCCCUCGCGUCUCUUCCAACCAAUCACCGUACAGUGGAGGGGGCGGGAAGCAGGUCGCUUCCGGCGUAUGGCUCGUGUGUUGUGUUAUGAAGGAUUGAACGAGGGCUUCAGGGAGAAGUGGCAGUGAAAAUACCUGGAAUCAUGAAGCAGCUUCCAUCGGACACUGUGCGGCUGCUGUCCAGCUCUCAGGUCAUCACUUCUGUGUUGAAUGUGGUGAAAGAACUGAUGGAAAAUUCUCUGGAUGCUGGGGCUUCAAGCAUUGAUGUUAAACUGGACAACUACGGCUUGGACCGGAUAGAAGUACGUGACAAUGGUCAUGGCAUCAAAGCUGUAGAUACUCCUGUGAUGGCUGUUCGACAUUUCACUUCCAAGAUCUGCAGCCACGAAGACCUAGAGCAUCUGGAAACAUAUGGCUUCAGGGGAGAAGCACUGGGCUCCAUCUGUGCAGUGGCUGAGGUGGCUGUUACCACAAAGACGGAGGAGGAUGACGUCAGUACCCAAUACAUGCUUGACUUUAAAGGGAACAUUGUUUCUCAGAAGCCGUCUCACUUAGGUCAAGGUACAACAGUGAGUGUAAUGAAACUUUUCAAGAAUCUUCCAGUGAGAAGGCAGUGCUUUUCCUCCACAAAAAAGUGCAAAGAGGAACUAAAGAAAGUGCAGGACCUGCUGAUGGCCUACGCCAUUGUAAAACCUGAACUGAGACUCAUGCUUGUUCACAAUAAGGUGGGGGUUUGGCAGAAGGCCAAGGUGGCCGAUAACAGAAGUGCCCUCCUUGCUACAUUGGGGUCCAGUGCUGUUGCCAACUUGCUCCCUUGCCACCAUCACCAAGAGCAACCAGAGAUUGUUUUAGAAGGAUUUUUUCCCAAGCCUGGAGCUGAUUACUCCACUACAAGCUCAUCUAGUCCUGACAAAACUUUUCUAUUUGUCAACAACCGACCUGUGCAGCUAAAGGAAAUAAUGAAGUUGCUGCGUCAACACUACAGUGCUCAAUAUCCGGAUGACCCAGCACGAAAUCGAUUUCCGAUGCUCAUGCUUAAAAUCACAGUUCCACCCUCCUCAGUGGAUGUUAAUCUGACACCAGACAAGACCCAGGUUCUUCUUCACAACAAGGAGGCUGUGUUGACUGCAGUGGAGGCAUUGCUGGUCUCUCUGUAUGGCUUUCGGCCUAACACUGAUCUCCCAGCUGAGAAGCAGCUCAGCCACAAGACACUUCCCUCAUCAUCUAAUCCUUUGCAGCCUCAUGAUUCACUAUUGGACAUUGAGCCAAGUGUAGAGAGGGAUAACAGUCUCACCAACCACAGUGAUAACUGCCUCAAAGAUGCACUUCAACAUGGUGAUGCAGCUUCGUCAACAGCAAGCGCAGAUGCUUCACUGCACCACCGGACCUCAAACGGCAGCUCUUCAUCCUCUGUGGCAGACGACUGGAUUGUCAGCCAGAUCCCAGUUGAGCUUGUCUCUAGCUUUUCUCUUUGUGAUGAUGAAGUGGCACAGAACUGCACGGAGACAACAGAAAUGGGUUCAGCAAGCAAAUCCCCAGAGAGAAUUACAGACAAUGUAGUGUCAGCUGCAGACAAAAGCAAAGACCAAAUAUUAGCUGAGGACUGGAGCCGGGGUACAGCUCUUACAGAUCCCUUAUCAGGAGAACCUCUGCAGCCUGUGACAAUUCAUCAGCCCUCAAGGCAUAAUGACUCCGACCUGGAUGAGGUGAAGAGUCAGAGCAGCUCGAAAAAAAAGACAUUCAAUAUUAUUACAGAGAAGCAGGCUGCUCUAACGGCCUACGACCUGAUCACCAAUCGCGCCAUGAGGGCACCGCUGUCUCCUGCUGCCCUGUUUGACAAGGAGGCCAGAGCUGAGGUCCUCAGGGAGAAACCUACAGCCAGUCUGCUGGAUAUCAGCAUCGCUGUUCGCGAGAGGUGGAAAAACCUGGGGGAGGAUAACCGUAAGAAGUAUGAGGAGAAGGCAAAAAAACACCUGGAACACCAUGAACAAAAAUCUAAGUCAGCUUCAGCUGAAGGCCCCAGGGAGCUCAGUGUGAGCACCUCGAGGAGCCACAUGCAGGGUCAGAAACGCAAGGCCCCAUCAUCCAACCAGCAGCUGCUGGACGAGCUCUUCUCUGCACAGCCUCAAAAGAAAAUGAGGAACCCAUCGUCUAAACCCUCGCAGCCCCUCCCCUGCAGCAUGGCUGCCCUUCAGCUGCAGCUUCAGCGCCUCUCAUCCCAGAGCAGCGCAGCAUCACGGGGCCUCUGUCUUGUAAACCGGCUGGCCUCUCAGAGCGCCUGGGUCAUUUUAUGUGGUCAGAGGCUCAUGUUGUUAAACCCAUUUCGAGUGGAGGAAGCCUUGCUGUUUAAAAGACUUCUAGAGAAUAAUAUACUUCCAGCAGUGAGUCUGCAGAACCCUAUACAGUUAACAGAUGGAAUUCUAGGGGGAGCUGAGUAUGCUGAGGCUUUGUGCAACAUGGAGAAACACAGCCCUGAACUGAACGGAGCGACCCUGUUUUCUGAUCCUAGGCUUGUGGCUAAUGGGUUUAAAAUCAAACUCACUCCAGGCCUCGCGUCAGCCGAGAGACAUCUGGAAGUGACAGCAAUGGCAGACUGCGUGCCUUUCCUCGGUGUGGAGGACCUCAGGGAGAUUCUGACUGCAGUUCUUCACAAGAAAGCCAGGACUGUGCAAGAGUGCCGGCCACUUAAAGUCACAAAUUACCUACAAGGGGAAGCAGUUCGUCUUGCCCGUCAACUGCCCACAAAUUUAUCGCGGGAAGAUGUGGAGGAAACCCUUGUACGGAUGGAACAGCAGCUGGGUGAGACAAACCGAACCUGUAUUCAUGGACGACCCUUUCUCCAACACUUAUCUGACAUCCCAUGUACGGACCAGCAAGCUAAGGCUCUGCUGCGGCCUUUGGAACUGUAACAAAGUAGACAACUCAUGGACAAUAUCUGAAAAUAGCUAUCUGAUUUAAAAGCAGCCAAUUAUUUCAAAUUAGGAUACUUGGUUUGUUACAAACAGAACAUAAAAUAAACAUAUUUUUCCACUAGAGCAUCAAACCCAUUCUGUGAAUUUUGAAUGGUAUGUUUUUGUCAAGGCAUUAUAAAUAUGGCACAUGUUUAUAACCGUAAAUUCCAUGAAGUUUUAUUGCACACAGAACUGCUGAAGCCUGACUAAUAGAAUUGCUCUGUAAUAAGAAAAAUAAUUAGACUUUGUAAUGUAGACAAGCCAAAAGUUUGAUUUACUCAAAACAUGAAUGUGUUGAGCUGCAGCAAUUAAUGGUUGUCAAUUAUUAAAUUAAUCACCACCCAAUUUGAUAAUCAAUUUAAGUUUGAUAAGUUGAUUCCAGCCUCUUAAAUCAGCCUUUUGCUGGUUUUCUGGAGCGUCUUGAGUUGUCAACAAAACUUUUGGAAACAGUGGUCAACAUUUUUCACUAUAACCUGAUAUUUUAAAGACCACCCAACUAAUAGAUUGUGUGAGACAAUAAUGGAUACAUUAAUUAAGAAUAAAAAAACUGCUGGUUGCUGCAUCUAAGUGAGUGUGAGGCUUUUUAAAAGUCAAACCUAUUUAUAGAUGUUUGCUCAGAACUGAUAAAGUUUUCUCAGGACUGGGAGUUGUAGGUGUUUUAAUUUGGACUGAAAUUCAGUAAGUGGUAAGAAGGCAAUGCUUUGGUCUCAAGUUUUAUGGUUUAACCACAGUGUCCUUACACCAAUGAAUUACUCAGAUUUCAAUCUCAAUUCAGUCAUUUAAUAAAAAUGAGCCUGCAAGACCGAACAAAUAAUCAAUGUGUAAUUAUUAUUAACACUAACAUGCAAAAUUAGUAAAGCUUUACAACAUCA